AUGGGGGUUUUCAGCCUUGAAAGGAGGAGUCUGAAGGAUGGCUUUAUAAGAGAUGUGGUCUCCGAAGCUGAAUUGAAAGAGCACAGGGGACGCCUGGAGGCUGAGCUGCGGCGGAAGGCUGAGGAGCUUGCUGCAGUCACUCUGGAGCAGCAUCAAACAGCUCAGCAUUGGAAGGAAAAAUGGCAGGAGGUUGCCUUGGCUCUUAAAGCCAAGGAGAAGGAGCUCCAGUUGGCGAUUACGAAGCAACAAGGAAAUAAUGAGAAGGUUGACACGUCGGCAGAUUGUGAGAGUUUUGCAGCUGACCUGGAAGAGCUGUCUGAGCUGAGGGCUACGUUAGCCAGGAUGACGGCGGAGAGGGCGCAACUGAAAAAGCAGCAAGCGGAGAGCGAGCGGAUCAUUCACCUCCUCCAGCUCCAGAGAGACAUCACCAGCGACUCUGCACUGCAAGGCUCUCCAAAGUUCUCCAAUAAGCUGGAGAAUCUCCACGCGGAACUCCAGCGGAGCCAGGACAGAAUACAUGAACUUGAAGACGAAAAGAUUGAGAUGGAAACGGAACUGAAGAAAUUCAAGUUGGAGAGUAUACCUCUAGCCCGCGUGGAGCUGCACGCCUGCAAGCAGGAGCUGGAGCUCGAGAAGAUUCGGAGUCAGAAGCUGCAGCAGCAACUUUGCGAUCUGAAACGUGCCACCCAGCUCCUGGUGGAGCAGAACCAGCCAAGUCAAGCUGCGGCGGUACACAGGGUUCAGAGGAGGCAGACAGCAGUGACAGAGGGGAACGCCUGUGACCAGGAUCCAGGCUGCAACUGCAAUAAGAAUGAUGAAGACCCAAUGUCAUUUGAAAUUCAUCCUUCCUUACAGAUAGAAGAUAAGGGGAUGCCGGCAAUUCACUUAAACAACCACAAGCAUUGUGCUGUCUCCACACACAGCCAACAAAUGCCUUUGGCACAGGAACUGCUGUCUCAAGUCUCUUCACUCCAACAAGAGCUUAAAGAUGCAAAGGUUGUUCAGAGGCAGCAGAACGCCAUUAUACAGGGUCUGCGAGAGGAACUGGAAGAAGCCAGCUUGAACAAACCAGGAGAAAUUAAGGCUUCCCUGGAAGAAGUGGACAGCGAGCUCUUCCUGGUGCGGGAGGAGUUACAGAAGGUUUGGGACAUGCUGCACGUUCGGAAUAGCGAGCUGGAGGAACAGCACCAGGAGCUGGAGUCAGCCAGGGGCCAGUACACCGAGUGCAGCUCGGAGAAUCAAAGGCUGGAACUCUUGGUCUCUUCGUUAAAGCAGCAAAUUUCGGAAAAAGAGCAAACAUUGAGACAACUUGAAAGACGCAGAAAAACUGAGAAGACUGAACAUGAAAUUAAGAUUUCGUCAUUGGAGUUAAAGUUGGCAGAAGCGGACGUUUUGGGAGAAAUUCACCAACUAGUGAGCCCUAGUGAAGAGUCCGAGAAGCACCAGAGUUAUCCCCUUCAGAAAUGUGCUCGUUGUGACUCCUUUCUGGAAGAAAUGAGCACCAAGUUGCAAGAUUACAGCGCCAGAAGCAGCGAGCUCCAGGAAGAGAGGGACACGGCUCUCAAAUCAUUGACUGAGGUGCAGGUCCUUGCACAGGGGCGGGAGGAGACGAUGAAGCUUGAAGAGCAGUUUUCUCAAACUCUCCAGCGGGAGAACAACAGCUUCAGCAGACGCAGCCAGCUAAUGACUGAUCAGUUGGCCACUUUGGUGAAAGAGCAAGAAGAUUUGACAAAAGCUUACAAUAAGCUCCCAGACAAUAGGAAAGGCAAUGCCUCUCUUGAAUACUGGGUGCCAAAAUCGCAUCUCGUUCAGAACGUGGUGGAAAUGGUGAAAUCCCAGGAGGGGCAGAAACUGUGCUUGGCGGAAGAGAAUCAGAGGCUGAAGGAAGGCCCUGACUUUCAGAGAUUUCAGAAGCUGGAGGAGGAAAUUCAGAGCCUGCAGCAGCACCUGGAUUCCAAAACCGAAAAGGUGGCUGUUAUGGCUUGUGAAAUGGAAGCACUGAGGCACAAGAAUGAAUGUCUCGUGAAAGCAAACACAAAGGAUUGGCAACAGGUUCAGAGUCUAAGAGAUCAAAGUAAAGACUCGUUCAUUGCUGCACCGGGGACUGUGGCUCUUCCAAGGCUUUCCGAUGGGCAUCCUUCCAAUCCGUGGGCAACGCAUUUGUUAUGGGAGCUUAAGCCUGGUAGCCAAAGAGACAGAGACCCAUCCCCAUGCCAAAUGCGGGACGUGACCUCACCUACAGCGACCAACACUCGGAGCGUGAGAGAUGAACAACGGUACAUGGAUUGUGCGUGGCCUGGCCAAGGCACCCUUAGCUCUAAAAGUGCUCCCUACAAGGAUGCUUGGCUCGGCGGAACUUCAAGCCAAUUAAAGGCAAAACAGGCCAGUUCGCCAGACCAGUCUUCAGCCACUGUGACCCAGAGCAGGACUCCGUCUCCACCCAGGUCCAACUGUCCGGACCCACCGCUGAACGUUAGCAGGUCAUCACUUAACUUCUCCUUGGCCUCAGAGGCACAGAGUGAGGAUGAGAAGCCACAGGGAAGGACAAUGCCAUCAGCAAUGAAAUGUUCACUUCUGUUAUCCCCCAGGCCUUUCAGAUUACACAGGUCGAACAGGAAUAAGAAAUGA
Carcharodon carcharias (great white shark) is the source of this 2628-nucleotide messenger RNA. Its product is annotated as flagellar attachment zone protein 1-like. The transcript has 23 exons. The coding region runs from base 1 to 2628 and encodes 875 amino acids. The record is from RefSeq and is a predicted model, not a curated record. Lineage: Eukaryota; Metazoa; Chordata; Chondrichthyes; Lamniformes; Lamnidae.